AACCUAAUGGAACUCGCAGUGUUCCCGCGUUGACUUGCAAGCAACUUGCUGAAGCACAACCACACCUUCCAAGUGGCGAGUACUGGAUCGAUCCAAAUGGCGGUUCGCCUCAAGACGCAAUCCUGGUUUACUGUGACAUGCGAACAAAGGAGACUUGCAUCAGGGGAACAAAAACGGACUUCAAGGCGCCUGGAGGAAAUUCAGCCGAUUACACUUGGCUUGGGGAAAUGGACAACUUCGAUCAGUUCUCCUAUGAAGUUGAGGGUCCUCAGCUGGCCAUGCUGAAACUGCGAAGCCCCGUGGCUAGACAAACUCUCAGUGUGCCCUGUGACGAAGCGUCGGCGGAUUCCAUUGAAAUGCUGAAACUGUAUGCUGACAAUGAGAUCGAAUUGAGCGCAGCUGAUGUUCAUGCCAAAUUCAGCGUUGUUCACAACAACUGCAAGAAUGAAGCCAGAGAGGCGCUGAUCGACGUCAGCGGUGCUGCAACGCGCCUACCUAUCCGUGACGUCGCCUUUGUCGCUGCCGGCGAAAGCAUUGGCGUCAAGUUGGGACAGGCUUGUUUCCUGUAG
Molecule: messenger RNA, 569 nt
Organism: Dibothriocephalus latus
Lineage: Eukaryota; Metazoa; Platyhelminthes; Cestoda; Diphyllobothriidea; Diphyllobothriidae
Source: the annotation of a GenBank genome assembly